Molecule: messenger RNA, 1307 nt
Organism: Magnolia sinica
Lineage: Eukaryota; Viridiplantae; Streptophyta; Magnoliopsida; Magnoliales; Magnoliaceae
Product: EP1-like glycoprotein 2
Exons: 2
Coding region: 15-1307 (430 amino acids)
Source: RefSeq, a predicted model, not a curated record
ACAGAGUGCGAGUCAUGGUUCUCUACAUCUUCUUCGCCUUAAAUCUCAUCUUUCCUUUCUGGCUAUCCUCUGCUCUCACGUCGAAUGAAGAACCUUAUUCGAGCUAUACAUGGUCGAAUAACAAUUCGAUAACUGACACCAUCAACUAUGGAGACAGCUCCUUCGCGAGGUUAAUCCUUCAGACGGAGAACUCCGAUCCGGACAUUCCGGUCUUCGCAUGCGGAUUCAUCUGCACUGGUACCUGUGAUUCCUAUUACCUCGCAGUCGUUAUUCUCGGAGAAAUCAACACCAGCGCAACCGAUCCGCAAGGAGGCUUUCCAGGCCUAGUUUGGUUAGCAAACAGAGAAAACCCCAUAAGAGAGAAUGGGACGUUGACUCUGACGUCCAAUGGAGAUUUAUUACUGCUAGAUUCUGAUGACACCAAGGUUUGGUCUACUGACACGUCCGGUAAGUCCAUUAUCGGCAUUAUCCUUCAAGACGAUGGAAAUCUUCAGCUUUACAGUGAAAAGUACACGGUUUGGGAGUCGUUUGACCACCCGACCGACACAUUACUCCCCGGUCAGAAGUUAUAUGAAGGCCGUCAGCUUAUCUCCAGCUCUUCAUCUAAGAAUUGGAGCAGAGGGCGGUACUACGCUGAAAUGACUUCAAGUGGUUUCGAUGCUUUUGUCAUAGCGGAUGCGCCAUUGAAGUAUGUUAAGUUGAUGCUUCAUGACGGUAACAGAUACGCAUCAGACACUCCAUAUCCGGGAGGGGUUAGGACCUCACCUUAUUCUCGAGGGUGUAAGCCCAUCUUUGGGUGCAGACCUUCUUCUCUACCCUCGCCAACCACCUAUGCUGCACUCUAUGAAGAAAACCUUGUCCUCAACAUUGAAGGAGAAAACUAUAGUCAGAGGGUAUCCACUGACUCUGUGGUUGGAUCCUAUCAGUACCUGAGGCUGGAUUUCGAUGGUCAUUUGAGGACUUACCAGUGGCAGAAAAACGAUGUUUUCCGUGAGGUUUAUGAUUUUGUAGUUCAACGUUGGGAUGAUUGCCAGUAUCCUCACGACUGUGGUGAUUAUGAAGUUUGCAGUGGAGGAGGCAAUUGCAGUUGUCUGAAGGCGGUAGAUGGGUUGGACUACUUCAAGCGAAACAGAGGACCAUUGCCAAACCAGGGAUGCUCUGAAAUCACUCCUUUAUCUUGCCAGAGUCCAUUAGAUCAUCACGAUCUUGUGGAUUUUGGAAACCUUUCGUACUUCAACUUCAUUGAUUCAGUUGCUGCCGUUCCGAAAUUGAAAGAUCUAGAAGGAUGCAAACAGCAACACUUCUGA